AUGGGCGUGUCUCACUUUGACAAGCCAAAAAGUGACGUGAAGCAGCCCUGCCUCGCCAAGCCCAUCGGCCUGGUGGAGGGCCCCGGGGGCCUGGGCCAGGGCGGCAUGGCGGCCACCCUGCAGGAGGACAGCCGGGAGACGGAGAGCAAGUACGAGGAAUACGGGUACAACGCGCAGCUCAGCGACCGCAUCUCCCUGGACAGGACCAUCCCGGACUACAGGCCCAAAAAGUGCCGACAGGUAACCCAUGCCGCCGACCUGCCCCAGAUCUCCGUGGUCUUCAUCUUUGUCAAUGAGGCCCUCUCCGUCAUCCUGCGCUCCGUGCACAGCGUGGUCAACCGCACGCCCUCGCGGCUCCUCAAGGAGGUCAUCCUGGUGGACGACAACAGUGACAGUGUGGAGCUCAAAGCCAGCCUGGAUCAGUACGUCAACAGGCGGUACCCGGGCCUGGUGAAGAUCGUCCGCAACAACCGCAGGGAAGGCUUGAUCCGGGCGCGGCUGCAGGGCUGGAAAGUGGCCACGGCCCCCGUGGUUGGCUUCUUCGACGCCCACGUGGAGUUCGGCACGGGCUGGGCUGAGCCCGUGCUCUCGCGGAUCCAGGAGGACCGCCGUCGCAUCGUGCUGCCGGCCAUCGACAACAUCAAGUACGACACGUUUGAGUUGCAGCAAUACGCUAGCGCGGCCCACGGCUACAACUGGGGCCUCUGGUGCAUGUACAUCAUCCCGCCCCAGGACUGGCUGGACCGUGGGGACGAGGCCGCGCCCAUCCGGACCCCCGCCAUGAUCGGCUGCUCAUUCGUGGUGGACCGGGAGUACUUUGGGGACAUUGGGCUGCUGGACCCGGGCAUGGAGGUGUACGGUGGCGAGAACAUCGAGCUGGGCAUGAGGGUGUGGCAGUGCGGCGGCAGCAUGGAGGUGCUGCCCUGCUCCCGCGUGGCCCACAUCGAGCGCACCAAGAAGCCCUACAACAACGACAUCGACUACUAUGCCAAGCGCAACGCCCUGCGGGCAGCCGAGGUGUGGAUGGACAGCUUCAAGUCCCACGUGUACAUGGCCUGGAACAUCCCCAUGACCAACCCAGGGGUGGACUUCGGGGACGUGUCCGAGCGGCUGGCCCUGCGCCAGCGGCUGAAAUGCCGCAGCUUCAAGUGGUACCUGGAGAACGUGUACCCGGAGAUGAGGACCUACAACGACACCCUCACGUACGGAGAGGUGAGAAACAGCAAAGCCAGCGGCUACUGCCUAGACCAGGGAGCAGAGGACGAUGACCGCGCCAUCCUCUAUCCUUGCCACGGGAUGUCCUCCCAGCUGGUGCGGUACAGCACAGACGGGCUGCUGCAGCUGGGCCCCCUGGGCUCCACCGCCUUCCUGCCCGACUCCAAGUGUCUGGUGGAUGAGGGCAGGACCCGCGCACCCGCCCUGAAGAAGUGCGAGGACGUGGCCCGGCCCGCGCAGCGCCUGUGGGACUUCACCCAGAGUGGUCCCAUCGUGAGCCGGGACACCGGUAGGUGCCUGGAGGUGGAAAUGUCCAAAGACGCCAACUUCGGGCUGCGGCUGGUGGUGCAGAGGUGUUCGGGGCAGAAGUGGACCAUCAGAAACUGGAUCAAGCACGGGCGGCACUGA
Neomonachus schauinslandi (Hawaiian monk seal) is the source of this 1623-nucleotide messenger RNA. RefSeq names its product polypeptide N-acetylgalactosaminyltransferase 9 (gene GALNT9). Lineage: Eukaryota; Metazoa; Chordata; Mammalia; Carnivora; Phocidae. Gene Ontology annotation, cellular component: Golgi apparatus. The transcript has 11 exons. Bases 1 to 1623 code for a protein of 540 amino acids. The record is from RefSeq and is a predicted model, not a curated record.